UCCUUUUAUCAGGGUGGUCUUGAGCGCACUGAAGGGAAAUCUUUUCUAGAAAUAACCUUUCUGCUUUUCGUGUCAGCUCCCCACCAGUCACGCAGCCAGAGGCUGAGGGGCGGCUCUGACCUGGCCUUGGCUGCGAGUCAGGAAGGCAAAGAUCGCGAAGCUUGGCGCCUGGGAGCGCUCAGAGCCAGGUGACACAGUCGUGGGUUCCCCGGCGCUGGCUUGACAGUUUCCUCCCCGCCCACUCGCAGGAGAGCGCCCAGCUGGGCUGCACGCGCGCGCAGGGGGCCAUAAAAGCUGCGGCCGCGCCGCGACGCCGAGCUCGCCCACCGCCCGAGCAGCCGCCGCACCAUGCACGUGAACGGCAAAGUGGCGCUGGUGACCGGCGCGGCGCAGGGCAUCGGCAGAGCCUUUGCAGAGGCGCUGCUGCACAAGGGCGCCAAGGUAGCGCUGGUCGAUUGGAAUCUUGAAGCAGGUGUAAAGUGUAAAGCUGCCCUGGAUGAGCAGUUUGAACCUCAGAAGACUUUCUUCAUCCAGUGCGAUGUGGCUAACCAGGAACAACUGAGAGAUACUUUUAGAAAAGUUGUAGACCACUUUGGAAGAUUGGACAUCUUGGUCAAUAAUGCUGGAGUGAAUAAUGAGAAAAACUGGGAAAAAACGCUGCAAAUUAAUUUGGUUUCUGUUAUCAGUGGAACCUAUCUUGGUUUGGAUUACAUGAGUAAGCAAAAUGGAGGUGAAGGCGGCAUCAUUAUCAAUAUGUCAUCUUUAGCAGGGCUCAUGCCUGUUGCACAACAGCCUGUUUAUUGUGCCUCGAAGCAUGGCAUAAUUGGAUUCACACGCUCAGCAGCGAUGGCAGCUAAUCUUAUGAACAGUGGUGUGAGACUGAAUGCCAUUUGCCCAGGCUUUGUUAAUACGCCCAUCCUUGAAUCCAUUGAAAAAGAGGAAAACAUGGGACAAUAUAUAGAAUAUAAGGAUCAUAUCAAGGAUAUGAUGAAAUUCUAUGGAAUUUUGGACCCAUCAAUGAUUGCCAAUGGAUUAAUAACACUCAUUGAAGAUGAUGCUUUAAAUGGCGCUAUUAUGAAGAUCACAACUUCUAAGGGAAUUCAUUUUCAAGACUAUGAUACAACUCCGUUUCACACAAAAACUCAGUGAACAUCUUAUAUACCCAUAACUUUUCAGUUAUAUAGCCAUAACUGAAAAUAAGCACAAAUAACAUAUGCAGACCAUAUCUUCAUUUGAAUAUAGCUUUUUAAAUGAAAUGUUAUCGUUUGAAGCUUUCCUUCAUGCAUUUGAUGUUAAUUUUUUUCUAAAUGAUUAGUUAACUAUAUAGAGAGAAAAAAAAUUAGGAACUAUCAAAAAUAUGAUGUGGACCAGAGCCAGGUUUUGCUCUGGUCUAAGUAAUGAUUAAAACAAAGGAUAUUCAAGGAAUAUUCUGCCUUUAAGAAAAU
Messenger RNA from Ceratotherium simum simum (southern white rhinoceros), 1445 nucleotides. It is a transcript of the gene HPGD, whose product is annotated as 15-hydroxyprostaglandin dehydrogenase. Lineage: Eukaryota; Metazoa; Chordata; Mammalia; Perissodactyla; Rhinocerotidae. Gene Ontology annotation, molecular function: 15-hydroxyprostaglandin dehydrogenase (NAD+) activity. Gene Ontology annotation, biological process: female pregnancy; prostaglandin metabolic process. The record is from RefSeq and is a predicted model, not a curated record. Gene Ontology annotation, cellular component: cytoplasm.